This is a messenger RNA of Dendronephthya gigantea, 3880 nucleotides long. Its product is annotated as switch-associated protein 70-like. The record is from RefSeq and is a predicted model, not a curated record. NCBI's taxonomy places the organism in Eukaryota, Metazoa, Cnidaria, Anthozoa, Malacalcyonacea, Nephtheidae. The coding region runs from base 410 to 3433 and encodes 1007 amino acids. The transcript is spliced from 6 exons. Gene Ontology annotation, cellular component: cytoplasm; nucleus.
AUUUCAUAACCUUAGCUUAUAUUCCUAACACGGAAACUCGUUCCAAAACAAGAAAUUUUGUCUCCUUUUAAAGCUAAAGUCUGGACUUCUAUUUUAAAGGCCACUUAACUGUCUUCAUAGGAAUAUUGGUGAUGUUACGUGUAAAAAUAUUCGAUAUUGUGGGGUCUUUGAGGAUGGUAUUGUGACGUAUCACCCCUCCCGUGAACUCGCGCAAUUUGACACGAGAGAUCGUAUUUGCUUUUGUUUUGUUGACCUGUAAGGACAUAUCUUUCAUCUUUCAAGGCGUAAUCUGUUUCCUACCGUGUGUACGAAGGAAGCUUUGAAAAGGUCAGUUUUAAGACGUUACGUAGCACUUUCAAAGAAAUCAACGUUCGCUGAAGUGGUGCACCUUCGAGAGACGACAUAUAACAUGGGUGAAGAAGUACCAACAGAGAAUGGCCUAAAAACUCACAUAACCCUCGAUACAGAAGUUGCUAACGGGAUAAAACAUGCUGUGGCAACAAUGGAUGAAUCAGGCUCUGGAAGGGUAGAGAAGUCCCAACUACAAGCUGUUGUAGCAAAUGUUUGUCAAGCGAUUAAAACACCUUUCGUGAGCGACGACUUGGAUGAAUAUUUACCCAAAAACGUAGACUUGUCUGUUUCGGAAUUUCUUGAAUUUUUAGAAAGUAAACUACUCCUGAAAGGUAAGAAGUUGAAUCCAAAAGAAUUGGACGAGCUAUCAUGGGUGGUUGUGGGUCAGAAAUAUGAUGACAGCCCACAUACUUUAACCAAGAAAGAUGCAUUUAAAUUAUGGCUAAUUUUCAAGAAGCUUGAUAUCAGCGGGGAGCUUCGUGUAGAUGUUGAGGAAUUGUGCAUCAUAAUGGAGAAAUUUGUGCGUGGAAUUGGCAUCCAGUGGAAUGAACAAUUCCUGACAGAGUAUUCGGAAGAUGGUGCGUUGACAUUCUGGAAGUUUAUCGAAUGCUUAGAGCAGAAAUUCUUGACCGGAGUUGAUAAAAGUGUCCUUCGUGAAGGCUUGCAAGAGCUUUAUGAUUUCAUUCUUGAUGAAGUAACAAAAACUGGGUUUCUAACAAAGAAAGGCCAUGGUAUGUUCCAGAGUCAAAAAUCUCGUUGGUUUGCCUUAAAACCUGACAAGUUGACCUACUAUGUAUCAAGUGGAUUUCGGGAGAAGAAAGGUGACCUUGUCCUGAAUAAUGAAGCCAAAGUAACAAGCAUUCCAGAUAAAGGUGGGAACAAGUAUAGAUUUAUGGUGACCUGUGGUUCUACAAAGAAAGAAUAUGAACAGAUGGCUCCAGAUCAACGAACAAAACAAGCUUGGAUAACGGAAAUUCAGACUGCUAUUGAUUGUUUUGGUGGUGAAACACCAUUGAAGAGAGACUUAAUUGCUCGCAAGGCAAAGCGAGAUGAAGACAGAGCAAGGAAGGCUGAAGAAGAAAGAAAACGAAGAGAACAAGAUGACCUUUUGGAUCAACAAAGAAGGGAAAUUGACUUAUUAAAGAAAAGAAAGGAUGAAAUUGAGAAGAUGGCAGAUGAAGAGAAAGCAAUGCUGGAUGCUGAAAUAAAACGACGUGAAGAACUCGAAGAAUUACAGCGAAACCUUCAACAGUUGCUUGAGGACCAGAAGAGAGCAAGAGAAGAAGACGAAAAGAUCAGAGCAGCAAAGGAAAGAUUGUUGGAAGAAGAAAGAAUGAAGAGAGAACAACUUGAAGCUUUGAGACUUCAACAACAAGAGGAACUCCAGAACGAGAAGAUGCAAAAGGAAGAAUUGAUGGAGAAACAAAAAGAACAGGAAAGGAUAAUGGAAGAGGAACGAAAGAGACUUCAACAUCUUGAGGAAGAACGAAUGAAAGCUGAAGAAGCAGCCAAAGCAGCGAAGGAUAAGCUUGAUGCGGCGGAAACUGCUGCAAAGAAUGCCGCAGAGCAAGCAAAAGAUAGAGUACGACAACUUAAGACAUCCAUUGGUCUCAAAGGAACAGUCGGACCAAAGGUUGAUCCGCUUGUGUCUCAUCGUGGCAAAGGUGCCUUUACGUUGGAAGAGUUUCUGAACCGGGCUACAGAAUGGAGUGGUUUACCGCUUGAUGAGGAAAAACCCAAAACUUUAACAGCGCCAGAGGUGGAUGAACUUGUGAAAGCAAACGCCACGCCAGCAUCAAACCAGAAUAUCCCCGAGUUCUUGAGAAAAGCCGCAGCUUGGAGUGGACUGAAUCCUGAGACGUAUUUAGAAUCAGAAGGGAAGAAAGCAGCUCCUCCACCAAAGGUUGCUGCUAAACCACCCAAACCUCUACCUGCUUCUGCUGAGUCUCAGGAGGGCAAGCAGGUGUCACAGGAAGGUGAACAGGUAUCUCAGGAGGGUGAACAAGUGUCUCAGGAGGGUGAACAGGUGUCUCAGAAGGAUGAGCAGGUGUCUCAGGAGGGUGAGCAAGUGUCUCAGGAGGGCGAGCAGGUGUCUCAGGAGGGUGAACAGGUGUCUCAGGAGGGUGAACAGGUAUCUCAGGAGGGUGAACAGGUGUCUCAGGACGGUGAGCAGGUGUCUCAGGAGGGUGAGCAGGUGUCUCAGGAGGGUGAGCAGGUGUCUCAGGAGGGUGAGCAUGUAUCUCAGGAGGGUGAGCAGGUAUCUCAGGAGGGUGAGCAGGUAUCUCAGGAGGAUAAGCAGGUGUCACAGGAAGCUGAGCAGGGAUCGCCUGAGGCUGAUGAGCAGGUGUCUCAGGAGAGUGGGCAGGGAUCACAGAAUGAUGCGCAGGUGUCACAGGAGGGUGAAGUGAAAGUGGAAGGGGGGGUAGAUGAUAUUGAUGGGUCUGAGGUGGCAUCGAUUGAUACUGGAGGAUCACAGAUAGACAAUAUAGAUAAUGAGCGAUCUACAGAAGAAAAUGUUAGUAAGGAACCAGAGGUGGCAGAUGUUGAUAAUCCUGGUCCUGAGAUUGUUAAUGAUGGAUCUGAUGUGAAGAGUGAGGGUUCUGUUGAGCCAGAUGAGAAGGAAAGUGAGGGGAAGGAAGAGGUAAACAGGGAAUGCGAGGAAAGGGAAGGGAGUAAGAAUGAUACAGUAGAUGGGGAUAAUCAGGGAUCCCCUGUUAAGGAUUUCCCAGAAGGUGAUGUUGUCGAUGAUUCUGUCGCAAACGAGGAGCCGCAAGCAGAGUCUGUUGUAAAGAACAGUGAAACAAUCGACGAUCAGACAGAAGCAGGAAUUGAAGAAGAUGGUUUGAAGAAUGACGACACCGAAGCACAAAAUAAUAAUCCAGAAUUUAACAAUAAUGAACCUAGCAAUGAGAACGCUGAUGCAAAAGAAAACACGACAGUCGUUAACGGACAGUCUACUGAAGAAAUUGAGACUGAGAACGAACUUGCAAAUAGCGGAAAUGAUAAAUUGGAAAAUUCUGAAAAAUGUGCAAAACCAGAUGAGAUAUCAACUAUGGAGAAUGUUGAAGAAAUAAACAGUUAAACAUUCAAGUGAUGUUUUCAUAAUGUAUCACAAUUAAUAUAUGGUCAAAAACUUGAUGGUUUAAACCUGCUUCUACCAGAACAGCAAUAUAAAGGCGUGUUUUAAAUUCUCUAGUGUUGAAUGUAAUAAGACCUUAGAAAUAAGACCUUAGAAACGAACGUAUUACUGAAAACCAUCAUUAUAAAAUGAUGUUUAUGUUCAGACUGGAGUUUUGUGCAGUUUUGCAUUGCUUGAUGAUUUUUAAAAGCGUAUGAAAACAGUUGCUUCGCAGCUGUGAUAAGUUAUCCGCGGUCUCCAAAGAUUCCAGUCUUGUUUCACCGUAGUUUAUUGUAGUUCAGUUGAUAUUAAGUGAGAUAAUUUAGUGAUAAGAAUAUCGUAUAUUUAUUUUACAAGAUUGUACGUAAAUUAUUCUGCAUGUAGUAUUAAACAGUAAAUAUAAUUGUUGUA